GGGUCAGUGCGGUAAGGGGAAAUGAUAGGCACCAGAGGACUCCGAGAAAACCCCCGACGUGCCCGGGGCUCCAUCAGUGAGCGGGGGCCGCGCUGGCCCCGCGGACGAUACGCUGGCGCAGGGUCACCGCGGCUGUCGCUGCAGCUCCAGCUGGGGAAGCGGGGAGCCUGGCGGGCCCAGAGGGAACUUCAGGUGGCCGUGGCAAAGUAAGAAAGGUGUCAGCAAGGCUUUAGCAAUUCUGAGAGACACCAGGCGAAGGGCGGAAUGACCGGGUCCGUCCCCGCGGGGAGCAGAGGCGGCGGCGCGGGCCCUUCCCGCACAUUCGGGCAGGGGAUGCGCUGAGGCAGCCGCUCCGGUCCGUCACCGCCCCGGCUGCGAUGCUCCGGGGCGGGAUCGGCGCUUCGCCACUCCCCGCAAUCCCCCGGGUGGCCCCGCGGAAAGACAGCGGGUGCCGCCCCGGGGAUCCUGGGCCCCUUCGUCAAGCCCCCCUCGUCCCCACCCGGGCUCCCCCGGCCCUGGCCGCUGCCCCCACCCCUUCGGCCUCCGCCCUCCCCUCCCCUUCCCCUCCCGGUCCCUCCUCCCCGCCGGCGCCGGCCGUGCAGCCUCGACUGAGGGGCGGCUGCCGCUGCUGCCGGCGGCUCCGGGAAAAUGUCCGAGCGCGGCGGCUUCUACCGGCAGGAGCUGAACAAGACCGUGUGGGAGGUGCCCCAGCGCUACCAGAACCUCACCCCCGUCGGCUCCGGCGCCUACGGUUCCGUCUGCUCAGCUUAUGAUACCAAAACAAGACAGAAGGUGGCAGUGAAAAAGCUUUCAAGACCUUUUCAAUCACUUAUCCAUGCCCGGAGGACCUACAGGGAGCUUCGGCUGCUGAAGCACAUGAAGCAUGAGAAUGUUAUAGGACUGCUUGAUGUUUUUACACCUGCAACAUCAAUAGAAAACUUUAACGAAGUAUAUCUCGUGACAAAUUUAAUGGGUGCUGACCUGAAUAACAUUGUGAAGUGCCAGAAGUUAACAGAUGAUCAUAUACAGUUUCUCAUCUAUCAGUUACUUCGAGGUCUCAAGUAUAUUCACUCAGCUGGAAUCAUCCAUCGGGACCUGAAGCCCAGUAACCUAGCUGUUAAUGAAGACUGUGAAUUGAGGAUUUUAGACUUUGGUUUAGCUCGUCAAACUGAUGAUGAAAUGACUGGAUAUGUUGCAACAAGAUGGUACAGAGCUCCAGAAAUUAUGUUAAACUGGAUGCACUACAAUCAAACAGUUGACAUAUGGUCGGUUGGAUGUAUCAUGGCAGAGCUAUUGAAGGGAAAGGCUCUAUUUCCAGGAAAUGAUUAUAUCGAUCAACUGAAGAGAAUAAUGGAAGUUGUGGGCACACCCAGUUCAGAACUUCUGAAGAAGAUAUCAUCAGAACAUGCAAGAAAAUACAUCGAAUCUCUUCCACAUAUGCCUCAGCAGGAUUUGAAAGCAGUGUUUCGUGGUGCCAAUCCAUUAGCUGUAGAUCUUCUUGAGAAGAUGCUUAUUUUAGACAGCGAUAAAAGGAUCACGGCCUCGGAAGCACUGGCGCAUCCCUACUUUGUGCAGUACCACGAUCCCGAUGAUGAGCCUGAGGCUGAGCUCUACGACGAGUCCAUAGAGAACAAGGAGAGAACCAUAGAUGAAUGGAAAGAACUUACCUAUGAAGAAGUGAAUAGCUUUAAACCACCCGACUUGAAAAUGGACAGCCUGGAGAUAGAACAGUGAACGCAGGCAGCUCUGUCUUUGCCUUGCUGCACUAUGAAGACUGUUAAAAUAUAACCAUACAAUUUAACCUGUGGUCAGACAUACAUUUUACUAUCCAAAGAUGUUGGAGGACAUGUGGAAAAACAGAUGCAUUAAACAGAAGCCAGAUGUCUGGUUUGGGUGGAGGUGUUUUUUGCCUUGUAAUAUGAAUGUAUUCCCAACUCACAAAGGGUGGUAAAGAACUGCUUCAUUCUGACAAAAUUAUGCACUGAGUUCUGUCAAGCUGUGUGUUCUGCAUGUUUCAUUUUAUCAGUUGUAUUGCCAAAAUAAAGGUGACCUUUUAAAUUAAUUUUAAAAUUGUACAUUUAAAGCAUGAAUGUAUACAAACAUAAACAAGAAGUCCAUACAAGCAAUCCUUUUUUUUUUUUUUGUGGCAUUUUAUCUGUUUGUUUUCGUACUAUUUAUAGUUAGUGCCUUUAUGAAGAGAGGGCGUGGUAGUGAGAUAGACAGAAUAUGCAUAUGUAGUCAUAUCUGUGGUGGUCUUACACAUGUACUGGAUGUCUCUCAAGCAAUCUUAACACCAGUUGAAAGUCAGUAAAAAUAAAUCUUUCUCUUCUCUUGCCAUUCAAGUGUCUGUUCUCAUUAUUUUCCACAUCUAUUUUUUAAUCUGCACAAUACCCAUUUGUGAGACAGUUUUACUUCCUGGUGUAUUCCUCACCAUGCCAUUGCUGGACUGUUGGUGAAUUUGCCUGGGUUACAGGAAGGUGCUGUGAAGGUGCUGCAGCAGAGCUCUGUAGACUUCUGCAAGCUUCAGCAAAGGCUGUCAUAGAGGACAGUCCAGGAGUGCUCAGUUCAGUUCACAGCUUUGAAUUAAAUAUUCCACAUUGUCUUAUUUUCCUUCACAAAAUCCUUAGGAAAGUAAUCGAAUAUUUGCCAUUGGAAGACAUGACAAAACAAGGCGAUUCAAGAAUUUGACACAUUAUCAUUGAAGUUUCUUUUUAUGCAAAAUUUUAAAGGUUUUCCAACUCCGAAAAGUUGGAAAAUUAAAUUUAAAAAUUGCAGGACACAUCAGACACCAAGAUUUUUUUAAAGAAUCAAAUUUAUCUGAUUCCUCCAUUUUACUGUAUACAGGAACAUAACAUGCAUAAUACUGUAACAGGAACAUCCUUUUGGCACAAGGCCUCUUGUAUUGUAUUGGCUGUGUCUUUGUACACACUUGUGAUUCACAGCUGUUUAAUGUUUAAUUUGUGUCUUGUUCUUGCUCUGUCAGAGUCUUAUUUUAGAAGUGGCUUUUUAUAAUAUUUAGGUUUUCUGAAACUUUGUCAUUAAUAUUCAAUUGUAUAGCAGUUAUAUAAGGUAAUGGAUUCUACUGCAUUUACUUUCCUCUGUAUUUUUUCUAUGUAAAAAUAAAGGCUUUUUCUUAAUAAAAAGAUUUAAAAACAAAAAA
This is a messenger RNA of Passer montanus (Eurasian tree sparrow), 3160 nucleotides long. RefSeq names its product mitogen-activated protein kinase 11 (gene MAPK11). Lineage: Eukaryota; Metazoa; Chordata; Aves; Passeriformes; Passeridae. Gene Ontology annotation, molecular function: ATP binding; MAP kinase activity. The transcript has 12 exons. Gene Ontology annotation, biological process: protein phosphorylation; intracellular signal transduction. The coding region runs from base 649 to 1734 and encodes 361 amino acids. Gene Ontology annotation, cellular component: nucleus; cytoplasm. The record is from RefSeq and is a predicted model, not a curated record.